CUGGUCUAGACAGUGGGGCGGAGCUUGGAUGGGGCGGGGUUUGAGGCUUCCCUGCCGCGAUUCCCUGGCUUCCCCGGUGCGACUUGACCCCGGAAGUGGGGUGUCGGGCAACGGUGCCAGUACGGCGGGGGACUGCGGCGAAAGCCACAGAUAUAAACAGCAUCGGUAGCAGCAGUAGCAACAGCAGCAAUGUUUCAUUUCUUCAGAAAACCUCCAGAAUCUAAAAAGUCCCCUGUAUCAGAGAGAGAAGCAGAUGGAUUUGUCUUUUUAGGAGAUACAGCAGAUGAGCAGACAUCUGCAACAAGAGGUAAAAGUUCAGAAGUAGAAGGCAACCAGCCUUUGGAGACCGGCAAGGAAAACUCAUCCAGUGUGACUGUAGCAGACUCUGAGAGAGGAAAUAAGGCAGGCCAGACCCUGGAAAACAGCUCGUUCAUGGCCGAGCUCCUGAGCGACAUCCCCUUCACCUUGGCCCCGCACGUGCUGGCGGUGCAGGGCCCCAUCAGUGACCUUCCGGACCACUUACUCUCCUAUGAUGUCAGCGAAAACUUAUCACGGUUUUGGAUCCCAUUCAGCAAUACCACAUCACAUUUAAUUGUCAUGUCUCCUUAGGCUUCUCUCAGCCCUGACAGUUUCUCAGACUUCCUAUUUUUGAUGACCUUGACAGAUUUGAGGAGUACUGGUGGCAGUCUGCUUCUGUAAAGAUUACAGCCUUGGAAACUUUAUGGGGCAAUUCUACUCUGUCCUAUAAGGACUCGACAAGAGUGAGUUCGGUUUUUUUGUUCGUCUGUUUUCAUCUGAUAUUUUGUAGCAUGUCCCUUAGCUGGAGUUUAAUCUAAUGUUUUCACAUGGUUAGACUGGGGUUCUAGGUUUUUGGAAGAAGACCGCAAGGUAAAGUGCCCAUCUGAUUAAAUCACACCAAGGGUAUGUACUCUCAACAUGGUAUCACUGAUGAUGUUAACUUUGGUCAACUGGCCAUGGUAGUUUUUGCCAGGUGUCUGCACAGGAAAGCUAUCCUCCUACCCCUUUCCAGAGUCUACUCUUUGGAAUCAAGUCGCUAGUCAUAGACUACACUCAAGGGGUUGGGAAUUAAACUCCACCUCCUUAAAAGAAGAGUGGCCAUAUAGAUUAUUUGAAAUUGUUCUAUAUGAGAAAUUUGUUUCUUCUCUCCAAUUUAUUUAUUCAAUUAUUUUAUUUAUAUCAGUAUGGACUCAUAGAUACUUAAUCAUCUCUUUUUUUGAUGUCUAAAUCUGUGGUGACCAAUAUAAAAAUUAAUAAAGAAAAUUUGGAACAUUUUGCAUGUUGCAAAUGAAUACCACCUUGAUGCUGGAUGUGACAUUAAUAUAUCCUGAAGUUGCCUCAGACAUUUUUCUCCUUAACUUGCAGUAACUGUAACUGUAUGCGCAAUGGAUCUUCACUGUCGGGCGGCAAUGUGAAUUGUACGUGGAGCCUCUUAGAUCUUCUAAUACCUUAUUCCCAAAAUGGUUGCAUCUUACACAUAAUUUCAUUCUUCAUCAAGUGAUGUGGGAAUGAGGUUAGAAUGUAAUCCUUUUCCUCUUUAAUGAACCAAAAUAACUCAUGAUACAAAGAGUUCUUCUCUGCAAUAAAGGAGACGUUUUUUCGUCAUGGCAAAACAAACUUGUAGCUCCUCAAGUUUCUAAAGAGAGAAAGGUUUCAUUGUCAAACUUUAAGAAUUAGUUUUAAGAAGCAGUAUAAGGAAAUUUAGAGUCUUUUUUUUGAGGCAAGGGGAGUCCAAAGAAGUCAGUUUUACUCCUGAUUAACCAGAAUGACUGUAUACUAAAAUGUACGGUUGAUCUUAUCCAAUUUCACUUGGGGGGAAAAAAUCAAAGGAAAAAGCAUUUUAUUUUGUCCUUGAAAGAAACCUGAAUAUAGUUCUUUGUCAAGAAUUUGCCCAGCCCCAAUUUUCACCCCGACAAAGGAAAUAAAUUCCUUACAAUCAAAGGUAAGGCAAAGGAUAAUUGCAUCCAGAGCAACCCAUCGGUAGGCUAACGCUGAGCCAGCCCCCACAGCAGCUUCUUAGUUACUUCCUAGACCAGAGAGGGAGUCAGACAAUAGGCCAUUUCAGAGGUCAGUUAAGGAGAGGGCCUGCGACUUAGGACUGCUGCCAGGGACCUACAAUCCAGUGUCUGACAUCUGGACUCUGCAGCUGCCAAGUCUGCCCCUUGUGUGGCCACAGGUGUUGACUAUAACUCUGAGGUGCCUGGAAGAAGGAACAGGGUAAUGCCAGGUUCAUUAUGUGUGUGGUUUUUAUUUUAAUUUUCCUUUUCAAAAGGUACAUAAUUUAUUUUGUUUUAAAAUUAAUGUAUUUCUGUAUAAUGACUAGGAACAUUUGGGAGGCUGACAAAGAAAAAGCUUUUGUUCAAGAACAAGGGCAAAACAAAGCAGAGUUCUUAUACCUACAGGGUACACUGUACCCUAACAUGCUGUGUGUGACGUUGGUUGUUAGCUUAGUCAUUUUAGCAGGCCUUUUCGCGACCAAAAAGAAAGAAAUGAAUGCCAAAAAAGCAAACGGGUAGUUGGUCUAAAUAAAAUCCUAAAUAUUCAUCCUCUCCAUUCUAUCUCCUCCCUCAUCCUUGUUUUAGGUCUUCACAGGAAUUUGUGUUUAUGGAUAUAUAGUUUUGAGCCUAGAACAGACUGUAUGUAGUCAUCUAUCUCACGAUACCAGCUUUAGCCAUCAAUUAAAACAGCUUAAAACAAGAAUAGCAACCCCUCCUCUUCCCCUUUCAGAAAAAUUACCUCUUUAUUUUUUGUGAGGAAAAUCUAGAAUUUUCUACCUCAGGUAGGUAUUUGAAUUUCCUGACCCUAAACAUAUGGGCAGCAGUAAAAGAAAUAAAGAUGAUUAAGAGAAGAGAAUGAUACUUGUAAAAUCUAUAAAGGACCAAUAGCCUCUGGAAUUAAAUAUAUAUGUGUAUGCUUCCAUAAUUAACAUACAGUUCUCCCUUGUUUUGCCUGCUCUGUAGCCUGAAAUUAGAAAUAGAACUUAAUGGAGGAGACAGGAACCUUAAAAAUGCAUCUUCUUAUUGAAUCUUUUCUAAGGAGAAAUGCUUAAGCCCUUAGGCCAGUUUCUCUCCACCUUUUUCAACCAGUGAGCCCUACGAUGUUUUUUGACUGUGUCUUCUAUAUAUUUGACUAGCCAAGAAAAUUUAGAGAUGUUUUAUUCUUUGCAUUUUCUAUUACAAAGACAAUAGGUAAAUUGAAUAUACUUCCAAAACUACAACCAUCACCCCUUUUUCUUUAAGAAUCUGUGCACUCUCACUGGUGUUCUACCAAAUUCGUACUCAAUCAGGAUUUGUCGAAUGGAUGAGGAAAUCAAUGGAGGGAAUCAUUAAAUUAUAAAUGGGAUUUUCCAAAAGAAAAGGAAUAGAAUUUCAAAACUUUUGUGGUUUCUCUGACCUCCAAUAAGAGUCCCCAAAUUAUCUUACUGUGUUUUCACAGCUGAAGAUAAUGCUUCGUUUACCAAGCCUCUACAAAUUGUACCUUUUGUCCAUUUUGGGAAUGCCAAAAUCCUUAUCUCUACUGCUUUGAGGCAGUUAUCACUGUUGUUGAAUCCCAGUCUCUUAAAAUUGGUUUCGUCCUUGAUUUCUAUAGCCCUACUUUUCUGGUUUUCCUUCCAUCUCUGUGAUCAUUCUAUCUUAGACUGUUGGGGACAUCUUUUCCUCAUUCCAUCCCUAAAAUGUUGGUGUUCCCCAGAAUUCGAUCUUUGGUUCAAAUUCCAUCUUUGGCUCACAUCUCUUCUUUUUCUGUCUUCUCAUUGCUUGAUCGUAUCCAUUCCUUAUCUACCACUGUUGACACCCAAAUCUCUCUUCAGCACAGAGCUCUUUCCUAAGUCCUAGAUCCAUAUACAUAAUUUGUUAUCAAGAAUCUCGUCUUGACUCUUCCUCUCAGUUUCUAUUACAGGACAUGGUAGUUAUUAUUUUUACUUGCUCCAUACUCUUUCUCACCCCCUUCCUCUUCCUCUUUUCUUUGGGGAGCUCCUUCCUCAUUCCAUGUGGUUUGUGGGUGGGAACUGUCAUAAUUACUUGCUGCCAUGACUGUAGCCCAUGGGGAUAGACACAUAACCUGGUCUGGUCCAGUCAGCAUCCCUUUAUCAACUGAUACACAGAUGUUAGAUAUUUUGCUAGGCUUACUGCUGGCUGCCAUCUUCUCCUCCAUGUUUCAAAGUCCUGACCGUAUCAUUUGAAGCCCUAAAUUUCCUAAAUGAAAAAUCUAGGAGUCUAUCCAUUCUUCAUUUCUACUCAGCUCCAUACUUAAUUUACAAUAACUUGUUUGGAUCUUAAAGAUUCAUCUUUCAAAUGUGUACUGUCUUCUCCAUACCCGUUGCCACUGCCUCACUCCAGGUCUUUAUAAUUUCUCCUAAAUGACCUUCCUGCAACCAGUUUUGCUUCCGUCCCAUCUGUCUUCCACAAUACAGCCAGAAGGAACUGUUUUAAAAAAAUGCAAGGGCUCUCUUUCUGUUAUCUUCUGGAGAAUUGAAGCACUUAAGGCGAAUGGGCCUCCUCACUUGCCUGCCCAGACUUCCUUCAUGAUAUUCCUGCCCGUUUACUCUUUCUUUUUGCCCUAGUGAGCAGUUUUCUGCACUAUUUAACAUACCAUAUCUUCUGUCUACAUUCUGUUGUCUUUGACUGGAAUGCCCUGGCCUCCUUUCAUCACCUGGCUAAAUCCUAUUAACAAGAUAUUGUACAGGUAUCACCUCUUCUGAGACCUUUCCUUGUUCUCCUAAGCUGGGUUGGAUGUCCUUCUUCUAAGUUCCUUUACUAUCCUGUGCUUUCCUCUUGCAAGGGACUUGACCCACAGUAUUGUAAUUGUGAAUGGAUCUUUUUUUUUUUCAUCAUGAUGAAAUGUGUAACAAAACAUCUACCAUUUUUACAUGUACAAUUCAGUGACAUAAAUUACACUCGCCACAUUAUUCAACCAUUAUAAUUUUUGUUUCCAAAGUUUUCACCACCCUUAACAGAAAUUCAGUGCUCCUAAAGCAAUAACCUCCUGUUUUCCCCUCCCAUCCCACUCCUAGUAACCAUUAAUAACCUUUGGUCUCUAUACCUUUGCCUAUUAUAGAUAUUUCAUAUAAGUGGGGUUAUACAAUAUUUAUCCUUCUGUGACUAACUUAUUUCACUCAGUGUUUCAAGAUUUAUCCACGUUGUAGGAUUUAUCAGAACCUCACUUAUCUUAAUGGCUGAGUAAUAUUUCAUUGUAUGGCAGGGCCGAAUUACCUAAUAAGCAAGGUACCACUGGCUUAAUUGUGUUUACGUACAAAUCUAUAGUAAACAAUUUCACCUGGGUUGCACUACAUCAAACACAGGUGAAAUUGUUCACUACAGAUUAGUAAAUAAACACAAUUAAGCCCGUGUGUACCUUGCUUAUGUUAAGUCAGUGCAUACCCUGCUUGAUGGUUAAUCCAACCCAGCCCUGGUGGCGUAGUGGUUAAGUGCUGCGGCUGCUAACCAAAGGGUUGGCAGUUCAAAUCCGCCAGACACUCCUUGGAAACUCUAUGGGGCAGUUCUACUCCGUCCUGUAGGGUUGCUAUGAGUCGGAAUCUACUCGAGGGCACUGGGUUUUUUUUGUAUGCAUAUACCACGUUUUGUCUAUCCAUUCAUCUGUUCAUGGACACUUGGGUUUUUAUAAAUGGGUCUCAACCAGGGCUUGGACCAGUUCCUUCCAGUUUGAACCUCUGCUGAGAAUUUGCAUUUCUAACAAGUUUUCAGGUGAUGCUGAUACUGCUGGUUAGGGACCAAUGCUGAGAACCACUAACAGAGCAGUGGCCCUCAAGUUUAUUAUACAUCAGAGUCACCUGGGAGAUCUUGUUAAAAUGUAGAUUCCGAUUCAGUAUAUCUGGUGUGGAAAUGGAGAGUCUCAGCAGGGGCUCACAGCUCUGGUCUUAACGUACACUUCCGUGCUUAGCAUGAUGCCUCACAUAUAGUGCGUGUGCAGUAAAUGUUUGCUAAAUGAAUCACCAUUGAACGAGGAAAUACAUGAGGUCCUUAUCCCAUCCACAUUAGAAUUUGCCCUUGAGUUUGUGUUGAAACCCUUUAUGCAACCUUUGAGAUUUCCUUACAAAAAUAAGAAACAUUUCCUUAAUGCUCCCAAAUAUAUUUUCUAUGCUAAAUAAUUUCACCAUUUUAAUUUUUUGAAAGUAGAAAUGUACAUUUUGUUUAGUUACCCAUAUCAUUACUAAUACAACAAAAUAUUUUGUACUUAUUUUAACUUUCUAGACAGUGCUGAUUAAGUCUUUAUAUUAAAUUUUGGGGAUAUAAGUUACUAUGAAUCUGUCCUUUGUAAUUUGUGUUUUAUUUUUUGGUUUUCCUUAAUGUUCAUAGAAAAGAAACUGUCUUCAGCCUUCUAUUAAAUCAACAUUGAUUAGUGCUAAUUAAAUUACAUGGGCUCUUUUUUAAAUCAUGGAUUUGUAUAGAUUUAAAUAUAUACCAUAAAAUGGAAUGUCUGAUGUUUUAAUGGACUGUGGCGUUUUGUUUUUAUGUAACAUUACCUUCCCAAAGGACUUGGAAAUAUUAACCCUUUUGGUGGUGGUCCAGACUCUUGAAGAAUAAGCUCACUUUACUUUUGAGAAAAACAAAUAAUUAUCUGAGGAAGGCAGACCAUCAUUUUGAUUUGUCAUGCAAUCAAAACUAGUUCUAAAAUAUUCUUUAGUGCAUUCAUUUGGUAGCCAGUUUACUGUAUGAAUUCAAUUUUCAUAUUCCUAAAAUGGAUUUAAAUGAUUUUGUAUCUUUUUUUAAAAAAAAUUAAAAAAAAUUUUUUAAUGGAUUUAAAUGAUUUUGUAUAUUAGGCAAUCUAAUUUCUAGCCAAUGUGGCUAUUAAUUAUUGAAAUCUCUAAAGUUCCCCAUUUUCGCGGGUACUCUAUUCCCCCUAGAUAUAAAAAAAAAAAGAUAUAAGGAUGUGAAUGUACAUCAUUUUCAACAAAUGGACAAAACAAAAAUAGCCAAUAUUUUUAAAAUUUUAUUUAGUCUAUAAAAAGAGAAAUCACUGUUAGAUUGGUUAACAAAUCUUGCAUUUCUGUUGUCCAAAUAACAACUUGCAAAUACUUCAUAACAUCAAGAAGUAAUAAAAUCUUUCAUUAGACAAGCUUUUUCAUUCAGCAAAAAUAGUCUUCAGAACUCAAAUUGAAAGCAAGUUCUUAAUCUUUAUUACGUAACUUCCUAUUCUUGAUUAAAACAUUAUGUUAAAUGAGUACCAGGGGUCAAUAGUUUCUUUUUUUCUAAUUGAAAGACUAUCUGCUGAAACUAUACCUAUCUUAGGUUUACCACCUUAGUAAUUUUAAGUGACUCUAAGUUUCCACACUUGGCAAUGUACACCCAUCAGAGAGCGAUUGUAGGGAUAAAACCUUCGUUAUGCAAAGCAAUUGUCUUCUGGGCCUAGGUUAUUUCUAUUCAGGUUUUCUAGUGUGUGUAGAGAUACACUUGAGGCACUAUUUCUUUUUUAAUGUGGAUUGUGAUAAGGACUUCAUUUCCCGGCACAGUCUAUCACCACUCUAGAGGUCAGAGACCACUGUGCUUGCUGCUUUUGUUGUUCUGGAGGACAGCAGAUGUGAUAUCCUUCGGCCUGGGCGUUCUUUGUUGUGCUUUUUAAUACAAAGUGCCAGAAAUGUACCUGGCACUUGACAAAACAUAAAACACAAAAGACAAAGGCUCUAUCCUUAGCACUUUUCAUUCUAGAGUAUAAAAUAGCAGGUAAAAGUAUCAGGUUGACUGCCUAAGACAGGUUUAAUCAUCAUGAAAUGUCAGGUAAGGGAAUGAAUUUAAAUUCAAAUCAUGUAAGGAGGUGACCGGGAAGACAAGCAGUGGUUAUUAGAAGAAACCCAAGAAAAUUUGCCAGGAGCUGGUUAAUUUAUUUUAAAAAGAUAAGUAUAAUAUUUACCUUGACUAGAGUGCUUGUGAUUUUACAGACAAAAAGACAAGAAAUGAAUGGGUAGGGGUAGGGGUGGCAUAACAGGAUUAAAAGUAACAGCACCUAGAAAUAAAGCCAUAUUCUCUUGUGAUGAGUCUGGAAAUAGCGAGCUACUUAGUACCUGCAUCUUUUUUGCUACCGCUCUAACUAUUAGAGCUUUUUUUCCAUUGGUGACUAGUCAGGCCAACCUUUUUGUUGCCUACCUGGCCCCUACCUCCCUUCUGGUGCCAUGCCAUUCCUCUGCUGGUGAGGCUUUUCCCUCUCGUGGUCUUCUGUUACACCUAUACUCAUUCUACCCACUGCUCGGUGCAGCUCAGUCUCUAGCUCCCACAUGAAUGUUCUCCAAGCAUGGAGUUCACAUAAUAUCUCAGAACUCUUAUGGCAUUCAGAUUUUCACACUGUUACUUCACUUCCUCUCAGAGGCUAUUCUGUGGUGAAUUUUUUCUCUCAGUAAAUUGUAAGAUAUAUAGGGUAAGCUGAUAGUUAUUUUAUGUUACAAAACAAAUUGUACCCAGUAGUUGCUCAGCAAAUACCUCGCUUCCAAACAUUAUUCCAGGUGUUGGCCCUUAAAUGAUUGACCAUUCAUACUUGUGGAAAAGGUCUUCACUUCCCAAGGAAGAUUGUUAUCACCACUAUCAUCAGAGGGUUAUUACCCUCCUUAGCCCCCAUCUUUCCCACUCCCUGUUGAAAAUUAUCUCCAACAUAUGUAUUUUCCCCAACAGCCAAUCCUUUCCCAGAGAUAUACCUCCCACCAGCUAAAAAGUUGCCCUACCGUGCUCCUCUACUAAGGACAGGCAUUGUACUCCUCUCUGCCUACUCCCAGUCCGUGGAGGUAGCAGUUUGUUUUUCUCAUUAAAAAGUGGCAUUCUUCCUGGUACCAGCCACGACAAUCACUAUAUAGACUUUGGUUUUGUACUCUCGUGAAUGAAACACUAAGUGCAAAGGAUGAAAGUGAAUAAUAUUUACAAAUGAAUUUACAAAGUACCCAGCAGGAGGAGGAAUUGAUAAGGCAGGUGCCUGGUUCAUUGAUAACUUUGUAGAGAUAACACAGUCCAGUCCUAGAGAAAUUUCUGAAGCUCAUAAUUGAACUAUUUCAUCAUCUCCAGAAAUGUUGACUAAGCCACCUUUUCUUCUUUCUCAUUUUCAACGGUUUAAUCAUGCAUCACUUCAGCUUAGGUUUUAAGCGUGUUGUUUCUUGCAUCCAAAACUCAACUGCCAUCAAGUUGAUUCUGACUCGCAGCAACCCUAUAGGACAGAGUAGAACUGCCCCAUAGGAUUUUCAAGGCUGUAAAUCUUUACAGAAGCAGUCUACCACAUCUUUCUCCCACAGAGUGACCGGUGGGUUCAAACUGCUGACCUUUCAGGUAGCCGCUGAGCACUUUAAGCACUGCACCACCAGGGCUCCUUUUCUUGCAUCGGGGGUGCCUAAUAAAUUCUGGAUGGAUAGGUGGAUUCCUGGCUGGGUAAAUAAAUGAAAGUGGACUUGUUGUUCAUCAUACCUAUAGAAAGCUGCAGACCAUGAGAAAAUUGUUUGCUUUGAACUGUAUGGUAGAUUCUUAUUAUAGUUUUAUGCCAACCCAUCCAUAUACUGCUUAAGUACCCCUUAGACCAAAAGACAAUUGUCCAGGUGGGUGUGUUGGAAUGGUAUUUAGUGGUAGCCGUAGAGAUUUUCACUUAUAUUUGAUGAGCCCUUUCUAGAUACCAAGUACUGUUCUAAGUGCUUAAUGUAUUUUAUAUUUUAAAACUCUGUCAUUAACCUAAUUUUAAAUUGGUGUACAUCAGUAAUGCUUACAAAUAGAGGUUUAUUUUUUCAAACACAACAAGAAGUCUAGAAUAAGAGUGUUACUGGUGGUGGUUCAGGGUCUUAUCAAUAUUUAGGCCAUCUUCUCUUUGAAUUUCCUGGCUUUUCCUUAGUGAUGUUGCAUCCAUGUUCAAGGGAAGAAUAGAAGAAGGGGGUGACAACAGCUAACUCCUUUUCUUCUAACAGGAAAAAAACCCAAAAACUUUCCUCAAGCCGCUAAUAAAUUUCCACUUAUAUCUUACUGAGCAGAACUCUGCCUCAUGGCAGAUACAAGCCAAGGAAGGUGGGCAAAAUGAGUAUUUAUCUUUUACAGUGUCUACCAUAGAGGCAGCAAGGGAAAUGGACAAGGGAAUGUCUGUUAAGGAAUUUGGCACAAUGAAAAAAUGAGGAACAGAGAGAUUACAUCAGAGGUUUUCAACCUUGGCAGUUGGCAUUUUGAACCAGAUAAUUCUUUGUUGUGGGGCUGUCCUGUGCAUUGUAGAAUGGUUAGCAGCAUCCCUGGUCAGUACUUACUAUCUCCCACCAUCUACCCCCCUUCCCCAGUUGUGACAAUAUGAAAUGUCUCCAGACAUUUUAUCACCCCUUGUUGAAAACCACUGGGUUAGAUGGCUUAACUGAAUCCUCAUAGCUAAGUGAUAGAGCUGAGGUUUGAACCCAGGACUUCUGACUUAGAGCUUUUCCUCUUACUAGGUGUCUUAGUCAUGGUUCUCUAGAGAAACAGAACCAGUGACUGACACACACACACACACACACACACACACACACACACGGAGCCCUAGUGGCACAACAGUUAAGCACUCGGCUGACAACCAAAAGGUUGGUGUUUCGAACCCACCCAGUAGCUUCAUGGGAGAAAGACCUGGCAAACUGCUUCUGUAAAGAUUGCAGCCUAGAAAACCACGUGGGUCAGUUCUGCUCUGUCACAUGGGGUCACCAUGUGUCCAAAUUGACUCAACAGCACCUAACAACAACAUAUAUAUGUGAUUGUGAGGGCUGGCAAAUCCAAAAUCCAUAGGUCAGGGAGGCAAUCCAAAAUGUUGCCAUAGUGAGACUCUGAAUAACAUCCUUCUUACAAGAAUGACCUGAGGAAAAAAAAGUGAAUUGGAUAUAGGUGACAACUUUGGAACCCUGAGUAUCAAAGGCAAGGCUGAAGUGCCAGGUAAAAGGACAGACUGUACAAAAACAGCAGACCUAGAGAAUUAUGGAUUGUCAGCAACCUGCCAGCUGAAGCCGCACAGCACAGCCAUAUUGAGACAAAGCAAACAGCGUUCCCACCUAUAGCCCCCAUCACCUGGUGCAGCCAAGUGAUGCACCCACGUCCAGAGCCAGGCAGGAGUGCUUCCUGCCCUGUGAAAGUUAAGUACACUCACCUCACCCACUACACACCCCUGAACCCCUGUGUUGGAGGCCCAUGGGGCUCCCCCCCACCUACCUCAUCCAGCUCCCCCACACUCGAUCACGGUCCAGUGGCAUCCACCACUACCCCACCCCCUGAGCCAGGGACCCAUGGACUGGUGGCACCUGCCCCUUUGCUCAGCCACUCAGGGUGGGGACCCGUGGACUGGUGGUGUCCGCAUCUCCACCUGGCUACCAGCACUGGGGGCCUGCAGAAUGGCAGCACCCACUUCUCCACUUGGCCGCCAGGGCCUGGGGACUGGAGGCACCCUCUCUCCCGCCCAGCCAACUGUGCAGGGGUCCAAGGACCAGUGGUGAUCACUGCUACGCCCAGCCACCUGACCAGGGGCCCACAAACCAGCAACACUCACUGUUCUACCUAGCCACCUGCAGUGGGGGCUCACAGACCAGUGACGCCUCCUACUCCCUCCAGCCACCUGUGCCGGGGCCCAAGUACCAGCAGCAUACCUUCCUCCACUUUGCACUCGAGCGGAUAGGGUCACUCUCUCCUACUGGGUACCCAUGGACUGAUGGCAGCCCCCCUCCUUUGUCCCCACACUGCCCCCCAGCCCCCACAACUGGAGGCUUCUGUCUGCUGUAACCCCCGCUGUGUAGCCCUGCCUGCCCGGGACCUUGAAAAAAAAAAAUUCCAACAAAAAAUUAUAUAUCCAGGAAAACCGUCUCUCAAAUACAAUGGUGACAUUAGGACAUUCCCAGAUAAACAGAAAUUAAGGGAAUUUGUAAAAAACCAGACCAACAUUGGGAAACCCUGGUGGCAUAGUGGUUAAGUGCUACUACGAGUGCUAACCAAAAGGUUGGCAGUUCAAAUUCACCAGGAGCUCAUUGGAAAUUCUAUGGGGCAGUUCUACUCUGUCCUAUAGGGUUGCUGUGAGUCAGACCUUACAAGAAAUAUUAAAGGGAGUCCUUUGGACAGAGAACCAACAACAUCAGACAACAACCUGAGAUUAGGACACAGGACAGCAUCAGCCAGAUACCAAGCCAAAUAAAAUAUUCUCAAAAGCUAAAAGACUGAAAACAGGGAACCAGAGACAUCAAUCUGUAAAUGGCAACAGCAUCAAAAUAAGGAAAUCAAGGUAAUAUGAAGAAAUAAGACUGCUUUAUACUUAGGAAGAUAAAGGUAGAUUUCAAGGUAACCACAAAGAAAGUUAAUGAACCUACUCAUCAAAAUAAAAAAGAAGAAAAACACAAAGACUCAGUAAACUCAAAAUCAACAAUGAAAGAAAUGAAAAAAGAACUCAUCACAGAAAAUUGAGCAGAACAACAAAACUAUCAACACCACAAAAAAAAAGCACAACAAAAUGACAGCAGUAAACUCAUACCUGUUGAUAAUCACAAUGAAUUUAAAUGGCUUAAAUGUACCAGAAAAGAGACAGAGAGUAGCAGAAUAGAUUAAAAAAACGUGACUGGAAGAGAUCCAUAUUUAUGCCUAUUCCCAAGAAAGGUGAUCCAACUGAAUGUGGAAAUUAUAGAACAAUAUCAUUACUAUCACACACAAGCAAAAUUUUGCUGAAGAUCAUUCAAAAAUGGCUGCAGCAGUAUAUCAACAGGGAACUGCCAGAAAUUCAGGCCAGUUUCAGAAGCGGACAUGGAACCAGGAAUAUCAUUGCUGAUGUCAGAUGGAUCCUGGCUGAAAGUAGAGAAUACCAGAAGGAUGUUUACCUUUGCUUUAUUGACUAUGCAAAGACAUUCAACUGUGUGGAUCAUAACACAUUAUGGAUAAUGUUGCAAAGAAUGGGAAUUCCAGAACACUUUAUUGUGCUCAUGAGGAACCUUUACAUAGAUCAAGAGGCAGUUGUUCAGACAGAACAAGGGGAUACUGAUUGGUUUAAAGUCAGGAAAGGUGUGCGUCAGGGUUGUAUUCUUUCAUCAUACCUAUUUAGUCUGUAUGCUGAGCAAAUAAUAUGAGAAGCUGGACUAGAUGAAGAAGAAUGGGGCAUCAGAAUUGGAAGAAGACUCAUUAACAACCUGCGUUAUGCAGAUGACACAACCUUGCUUGCUGAAAGUGAAGAGGACUUGAAGCACUUGCUAAUGAAGAUCAAAGACCACAGCCUGCAGUAUGGAUUGCACCUCAACAUAAAGAAAACAAAAAUCCUUACAACUGGACCAAUGAGCAACAUCAUGAUAAAUGGAGAAAAGACUGAAGUUGUCAAGGAUUUCUUUUUACUUGGAUCCACAAUCAACAGUCAUGGAAGCAGCAGUCAAGAAAUCAAGAGAUGCAUUGUGUUGGUUAAAUCUGCUGCAAAGGACCUCUUUAAAGUGUUGAAGAGCAAAGAUGUCACCUUGAAGACUAAGGUGCGCCUGACCCAAGCCCUGGUAUUUUCAAUCACAUCAUGCAUGUGAAAGCUGGACAAUGAAUAAGGAAGACCGAAGAAGGGUGGACCCCUUUGAAUUGUGGUGUUGGCAAAGAAUAUUGAAUAUACCAUGGACUGCCAAAAGACCAAAGUUUUUUUUUUUUUGCCAAAAGAACGAACAAGUCUGUUUUGGAAGAAGUACAACGAGAAUGCUCCUUAGAAGCAAGGAUGGCAAGACCGUGUCUUACAUACUUUGGACAUGUUGUCAGGAGGGAUCAGUCACUGGAGAAGGACAUCAUGCUUGGCAGAGUACAGGGUCAGCGGAAAAGAGGAAGACCCUCAACGAGGUGGAUUGACACAGUGGCUACAACAGUGAGCUCAAGCAUAACAAUGAUUGUAGGGACGGCUCAGGACCGGGCAGUGUUUUGUUCUGUUGUGCAUAGGGUUGUUAAGAGUUGGAACCGACUCAACGGCAGCUAACAACAACAACAACAACCCAUCAAUGUGCUGUCUGUAAGAGACACCUUAGUCACAAAGACAUAAACUAAAAUUCAAAGGAUGGGAAAAAAAAAAAUCAAGCAAACAAUAACCAAAAAAGAGCAGGAGUGGCAAUGUUAAGCUCUCACAAAAUAGAGUUUAAGGUAAAAUCCAUCAUAAAUGACAAGGAAGGACAUUAUAUAAUGAUUAAAGGGUCAGUCCACCAAGAGGACACAACCAUAAUAAAUAUAUACAUACCCAAUGACAGGGCUUCAAAAUACAAAAAGUAAACUCUAACACCAUUGAAAAGAGAAACAGUUCCAUGUUAACAGUAGGAGACUUUAACACAUCACUCUCAGUGAAAGACAGAACAGCUAGAAAGAAACUCAACAAAGAUACAGAAGACCUAAGUGCCACAAUCAACCAACUUGACCUCGCAGACAUAUAAAGAUCACACCACUCAAAAACAGUAAAGUAUAUGUUCUUUCUCAAUGCAUAUGGAUCAUUCUCCAGAACAGACCAUGUUAGACCUUAAAUCUUCUCAAUAAAAUCCAAAACAUUGAAAUAAUACAAAGCAUUUUCUCUGAUCACAAUGCUAUAAGAGUAGAAAUUAAUAACAGGAAGAACAAGGGAAAAAAUACAUGGAAACUGAAUAACACCUUGCUUUAAAAACCACUAGGUAAUAGAAGAAGUUAAAGAUGAAAUUAAAAACUCCUAGAAUCCAACAAGAAUGAAAAUACAACAUACCAAAACCUUUGGGACCCAGCAAAAGCAGUGCUAAGAGGUCAACUUAUAGCAAUAAAAGCACACAUUGAAAAAGAAGAGAGGGCCAAAAUCAAAACAUUAACCUUACAACUCAAACAAAUAGAAAGAGAGCAGCAAAAGAAGCCCACAUUCACCAGAAGAAAGGAAAUUAUAAAUAUUAGAGCAGAAAUAAAUGAAACAGAGAACAGAAAAACAAUAGAAAGACUCACCAAGAUCAGAAACUGGUUCUUUGAAAGGGUCAUUAAAAUUGACAAACCAUUGGGCAAAUUGACAAAAGAAAAGUAGAAGAAGCAAAUAACCCAAAUAAGAAAUGACAUGGGUGACAUUACAACAGAACCAACUGAAAUAAAAAGGAUAACAGAAUACUAUGAAAAACUAUACUCCAACAAAUUUGAAAACCUAGAGAAAAUGGACAAAUUUCUAGAAACACACUACCUACCUAAACUAACACAAGCUGAGGUUAGAAAAACUGAACAGACCCCUAGCAAAAGAGGAGAUUGAAGAAGUACUUAGGAAAAAAAAAAAAAAAAGUUCGCAACAACAAAAAAAGCCCUUGCCCAAAUGGCUUCACUGGAGAUUUCUACCAAACAUUCAAAGAAGAUCUCACACAAGACUACCCAAACUAUUUCAGAGCGUAGAAAAAGAAGGAAUAUUUCUGAAUCCAUUCUAUGAAGCCAGCAUAACUGUGAUACCAAAGCCAGGCAAAGACAACACAAAAAAAGAAAAUUACAGACCAAUAUCCCUCAUGAAUAUAGAAACAAAAAUUCUCAACAAAAUUCUAGCCAAUAGAAUUCAACAGCAUAUCAAAAAAAAUUAUACAUCAUGACCAGGUAUGCAAGGAUAGUUCAACAUUAGAAAAUCAAUCACCAUAAUCUACCACAUAAAUAAAACAAAAAAUCACACAAUCAUCUCAAUUGACAAAAAGCAUUUGAUAAAGUUCAACACCCAUUCCUGCUAAAAACUGUCAGCAAAAUAGGAAUAGAAAGGAAGUUCUUCAACAUAAUAAAAGGCAUUUAUACAAAACCAACAGCCAACAUUAUUAUCAAUGGAGAAAGAUUGAAAGUAUUCCCCUUGAGAACGGGAACCAGGCAAGGAUGCCCGUUAUUCAGCAUUGUGCUGGAAGGCCUAUCUAGAGUAAUAAGGCAAGAAACGGAAAUGAAGAGCAUUUAAAUUGGUAAGGAGGAACUAAAACUAUCCCUAUUUGCAGAUGAUAUGAUCUUAAACAUAGAAAAUCCCAAAGAUUGCACAAGAAAGCUACUGAAACUAAUAGAAGAAUUCAGCAAAGUAGCAGGAUACAAGAUCAACAAACAAAAAUCAGGUGAAUUCUUCCAAACCAACAAAAAGAACUUUGAGAAGGAAAUCAGGAAAACAAUAUUAUUUACAAUAGCCCCCAAAAGAUAAAAUACUUAGGAAUAAAUCUAAUCAUGAUGUAAAAGACCUAGAAAACUGCAAAACACUACUGCAAGAAACCAAAAGAGGCCUACAUAAAUGGAAAAACAUACCAUGCUCAUAGAUAGGAAGACUUAACAUUGUGAAAUGUCCAUGCUACCCAAAACAAUCUAUAGAUACAAUGCAAUUCUGAUCCAAAUCCCAAUAGCAUUCUUUAACAAGAUGGAAAAACAAAUCACCAACUUUUAUGGAAAGGAAAGAGGCCCUGGAUAUAUAAAGCAUUGUCGAAGAAGAAGAAAAAAGUAGGAGGCCUCACAUUCCCUGAUCUCAGAACCUACUAUAAAGCCACAGUAGUCAAAACAGCCUGGUACUAGUACCAUGACAGAUGCAGAAACCAAUGGAACAAAAUUGAGAACCCAAACAUAAAUCCAUCCACCUAUGGACAACUGAUCUUUGACAAAAGGCCAAAGUCCAUUAUAUGGGGCACAGACAGUAUGUUUAACAAAUGGUGCUGGCAAAACUGGAUGUCUCCCUGUAGAAAAAUGAAACAGGACUCAUACCUCACACCAUACACAAAAACUAAGUUAAAAUGGAUCAAAGACCUAAAUAUAAAACCUAAAACUAUAAAGAUCAUGGAAGAAAAAAUAAGGACAAUACUAGGGUCCCUAAUAUAUGGCAUAAAUAGAAUAUCAAACAAAACUAAAAAUAAACAGAAAAUGAACUUGAUAAAUGGGACCUUCUAAAAAUUAAACAUUUAAUGCUCAUCAAAAGACUUAUUAAAAAGAGAACCUACAGACGGGGAAAAAAUUUUGAUUAUGACAUACUGACAAGGGUCUAAUCUCUAAUAUUUAUAGAAAACUUCAACGCCUCAACAACAAAAAGACAAACAAUCUGCUUAAACAGACACUUCACCAAAGACGACAUUCAGGCAGCUAACAAACACAUGAAGAAAUGCUCAAGAUCAUUAGCGUUAAAGACAUGCAAAUGAAAGCUGCAAUGAGAUACCAUCUCUCCCUGACAAUUAUGGCACUAAUCAAAAAAAAGAAAAAAAUCCAGAAAAUAACAAAUGUUAGUGAUGUUGUGGGGAGAUUGGAACUCUUAUACACUGUGGAUGGGAACAUAAACUGGUGCAACCAAAAUGGAAAAUGGUAUGGCGCUUCCUUAAAAAGCUGGAAAUAGAAAUACCAUAUCACUUAGCAAACCCACUCCUAGGUAUAUACCCUAAAGAAAUAAGAGCCAUGACACAAAUAGAUGUGUGCAUAUCCAUGUUCAUUGUAGCAUUAUUCACAAUAGCAAAAAAUGGAAAUAACCUAAGUGCCCAUCAACGGAUGAGUGGAUAAACUACUGUGGUACCUACGCACAAUGGAAUACUAUGCAAUGAUAAAGAAUAAUGAUGAAUCUGUGAAACAUCUCACAACAUAGGUGAAUUUGGAGGGUAUUAUGGUGAGUAAAGUAAGUCAAACACAAAAAGAAAAAUAUUGUAUGAGACCACUAUUAUAAAAACCCAAGAAAAGUUUUACACACAGAAAAAAACAAUCUUUGAUGGUUAUGAGAGAGAGGAGGGGAAAUCACUAACUAGAUAGUAAGUAAGUUAACUUUGGUGAAGGGAAAGACAACACACAAUAUAGGGGAAGUCGGCACAACUUGACCAAGGUAAAGCCACAGAAGCUUCCUAGACACAUCCAAACACCCUGAAGGACCGAGCUACUAGGGCUGAGGGCUGGGGACCAUGGUCUCAGGGGAUAUCUAGUUCAAUUGGCAUACCAUAGUUUAUAAAGAAAAUGUUCUACAUUUUACUUUGGUGAGUACCAUUCUGGGGUCUUAAAAGCUUGCAAGCAGCCAUCUAAGAUGCAAUGAUUGGCCUCUUCCCAUCUGGAGCAAAGGAGAGUGAAGAAAACCAAAGACUUAAGGGAACAAUUAGUUCAAAAGACUAAUGGACUACAUGAACCACAGCUUACAAGACCCUGAGACCAGAAGAACUAGAUGGUGCCUGGCUAGUACUACUAAUCACUCUGACCAGGAUCACAACAGAGGGUCCCAGACAGGGCCAGAGAAAAAUGUAUAACAAAAAAUCAAAUUCACAAAAAAAAAACCAGACUACUGGUCUGACAGAGAGUGAGAAACCCCCAAGAAUGUAGCCUUAAGACACCCUUCUGACCUGAAACUGAAGCCAUUCUCAAGGAGCGCCUUUCAGCUACACAAGACAGGCCCAUAAAAUAAACAGUAACAUCUGAGAGGAACAUGUUCCUUAGAACAAUCAAGUAUACCAAAUCGAAAGGACAACAUUUGCCCAAAAGCAAAGAUGAGAAGGCACAAAGGGGUAGAAAUCUGGACCAAAGGAAAUGGGUAACCCAGGGCGGAAAUGGGGAGAGUGCUGACAUAUUGUGGGGAAUGCAACCAAUGUCAUGGAACACUUUAUGUACAAACUAUAGAAUGGGAAACGAAUCUGUUCUGUCAACUUUCACCUAAAGCACAAUUAAAAACUAAAAAAAAAAAUCCAUAGGUUAGGUGGCAGGCUAGAGACUUCUGCGGUCUUGAAGCCCAAGAUCUGUAGGUUAGGCAAGGAAAGAGUGCAGAGUGGAGAGAGACAGCAAGUUCUGCCACAAUAUCUAUUUAUAGUCCAGAGGCAGAACAUACCCUAAGAUCACUUUUCAACUGAUUGAUUGAUUAUAUUAUAUUACAUUAUGAAGGUUAUUACAUUAUAUUGCAUUGUGGCACAGCAACUAGGCUAGUAUUUGGCCAAACCACUGGGAACCAUGUUGUUGCUGGUGCGGUCAAGUCAGUUCCAACUCACAGAGAUCCUAUAGGGCAGAGUAGAACUGCCUCAUAGAGUUUCCAAGGAGAAGCUGGUGGACUUGAACUCCCAACCUCUUUGGUUACCAGCUGAGCUCUUAACCACUAUGCCACCAGGUCUCCAUAAAAAAAAAAAAAAAUAGCCUACCGAAAUUGACAUAUAGAAUUAGGCAUCACACCAGUCUUUCUUCUGACCAGCCUGUGCCAUUGAAUAAAUGGCCUUGUUGUUAACAGGAGGAACUAACUUUGCAUAGAAUGAGUGAAUGAGGCAUCCAUGAAAUGCUGAUGCCAGGUAUCUACAUGCUUUUCCUGAGUCCUCAUUAUUUAUUCCUAACAAUUUUCAGUUUAGAAGGAACAGGGGUAUAUGCUCAAAGAGGAGGGUUCAAGUAGCUGUAAACCAGCGUUCUCAACAGGGUAAAUUGGUUCUUGGGAGAUGAAAAAUAUCAUCUUCAAAGCUCAACUCUACCCAACAAAUCUUAACCCUUAGUGUUUAAUUUCUCUCAUAGGGUAGAAUUUAAGUUAAAUUAAUUUUUGCUCCCUAAGGGGACAAACGAAACCCUGGUGGUGUAGUGGUUAAGUGCUACGGCUGCGCACCAAAGGCUCGGCUAUUCAAAUCCGCUAGGCACUCCUUGGAAACUCUGUGGGGCAUUCUACUCUGUCCUGUAGGGUCACUAUGAGUCAGAAUCAACUCAACGGCACUGGGUUUGGUUUGGUUUUGGUUAAAGGGACAAAAAAAAAAAAAAAAAGUUGAGAACUACUGCUGUAGCCUAAGGAACUAGGUGGAAUAAGGAGUAUGUUUCAGAAGGUGAGAAAUGUUUCCUAAAAUUAGAUGAUGUAGGAUGUCUAGAAGGUGAAUGAAAAAUGAAUUUUAGGAGUUCUUCCGGAUGUUUUCAUUAGAUGCAUCCCUUCAGCUAUUGUUCCAGUCACUUGUCAUCCCAGCUAAUUCACUUUUAUGUUUCUCUGCUCAUAGGUGGAAUACGUUUUCUGUCUGUUUAUAUCAGUUCAUUAGUUUCACUGGAAUAUGCCUUUCCAAAAAGUGAAUUUCCCAUCUCUUCUUCAUGUCUACAUUAUUCAAAGAGGCAUACUUUGUAAGGUUUUCUUUAAGAAAUUAAAGUGUCUAGAAGAACAUUCAUAGUAUUUAAAUGUCUUUGGCUCAACACCUGAAUACUUGCAACAUAGAGUAAUUAAGUAAAUACAAUGAGGCAAACAAGUUUAGGAGCCGUAAAAUUCAGUAGAUCUUGGUGUCAUUUCUUGACUUUGGACAAACUAUAUAACCUCAUGGAGCCUCGGUUUUCUUAUUUUGGGGGAUAACGUUUACUUUAUAACGUUGAGAUGAGAAUUAAACUAAGUAUUAUACGUCAACUGCACAGCAAAGAGCGUACCACAUAGUAAGUGGUCAAUGUGUGGCAGCUAUCAGCAAAAGUGUCUGUAGUAAGACUAUUAGUAAAUAAUAUUAGUAAAGCAAUCCUGUUCUGAUCUAGAACAGGAGUGUGAGAAUUGAUUGGUCCAAAUCAAAGUGAUCAAAAUAUUCCUAAUCAGUCAGUGGUUUUGGGCUCAGGAGAGUAGGUUUGACUGUAUGUGUUCUGAACCAAACUGUGCUUCUUGCCAAACACAAAGACAAGGGGCCUAAAGCCCAUCUAGGAGAGAGACAGCACUGGACGCUGUCUCCCUGAUAUUCUCCCCUCAGGCUAGUGCUGGCCACUACUUCCGGCAAAUCACUUAAUAUCUGUUUAUCAACAUCUACGUUUAACAAGGUGGUGCAGUGGUUAAGAGCUUGGCUGCCAACCAAAAGUUCAGCAGCUCAAAUCCACCAGCCGCUCCGUGGAAACCCUAUGGGGCAACUCUUCUCUGUCCUACAGGGUCGCUGUGAGUCGGAACUAACGGGGCGGCACCUAACAACAUCAUCUAACAAAUUGGGAAAAUAAAAUGUCUUUCCUCAUGAGAUUGGGGAUAUUGAAAUGAAUUCAUUCAUUUAUGCCUAUUCCAUGCAAGCCAGAAUAAGACACAGUCCCUACCCACAAAGGGUUUACAUCCAGGUCUAUUUAAUCCACCAGCCAUAAAGUCUUUCUUUUUUAAACCUUUUGCUUUGUACUUAGCACACAGUAAACACUGAAAGAAAUAGCAAUUAUUUGUUUUUAUUCUCCAAAAUGUAUCUGUUUAAAAUGUGCCUUUAAAAUGUAAAGCUGAUUGAUGACCUUAAAAAAAGCCGAGUUCCCAUUGUUGCCUCGGUAUCUUGAAGUGGGUAGUUUGAAUGAAGAACUAGCUGUGCUCCUGGGUACAAGAUUAUUUAUUGAUUUCAGGUAAGAAAGUGUUCAGAGAAUUACCUGCUUUUCAUAGUGGAUCAGGUAGGUAUGGAUACUAGAUCAGUUUUGAGAAUAACUGUUGUGUUUUAAUUUUUAAAUCUCUUAUCUAAAAAUAACUUUAUUAUUUAGUUAGGAUUUCUUCUUUGAGUUACUAAAGCUGUAGUUGGGGUUUGAGGGGAGGGAAUACGUAAUUCUUUCCGGAUCCUUUUCUUCUGACGCUUUUUUCAGCUGUUAAAUUAUAUGUGUGAUAUUAACAUUAAGGAGAUAGAAGAAAUUAAUCCAUAGCUUUGUUGUAUAUUUAUGGCUUCAUCUGGCUGUGAAGCAAAUGGUUCAUGGAAUGUAGCAGUCACUUUUAUCUUGAUGGCACUAAUUUAAAAUCACCAUAACAACUACUUUAUUUGCUAGAAAAGCACAUAUUCUACACUAAAUUUUGGCCUAGGGAGCUGCUAUUAAUUCAAAUAUGUGAAGAAUCACAGAAUAAUCUUAUAGAAUGUUCAUAGCUCAGCCUGGGUUUUGUCUUUCUGACACUGUACUUGAUUCCUUAAAGAAUUCCCUCUUGCUUAGAGGUAGUUGGUACAAAUUCCACCACUAUUUGACGCGAAAUUGUUGCUGCUCACAACUAUUUAACUUGGAAAUCUUCUGGCUGUCAUCUCAAAACCAUAGUUAAUUAUGUACAUUCCUCUCUUCUGCAACAUCAUUUUCCUUAAAAUCAACUAAAUUCACCUCUCCUCCCUUUCCCUUAUUUUCUUAAAUCAUACAUGAGCUUUUUUCUUUUUAAUGUAGGUAGGACUGGAAUUGUCUAACUAUAAAGUUGAAAGCACAAAGUCAUGAACUCCUGGGCUAAGCCUUUCCCCAAAACCCAGAAAACCCAGUGCCAUCGAGUCGAUUCUAUAGGACAGAGUAGAACUGCCCCAUAGAGUCCGAGGAGCGCCUGGUGGAUUCCAACUGCCGACCCUUUGGUUAGCAGCCGUGGCACUUAACCACUACACCAUGAGGGUUUCCAAGGCUCUCCGAGUAACAGUAAAUCACCCUUUUGGCUCUUUCUGCAUACCCUAAAAAAAAAAUUUAAUAGCUCAACUCUCAUCUUCCAUCCUUUAUAGGAAAUUUAAUUUUUGGGUUCUUGGCCUUCACAUGUUUGUGUUCAAGUAUUCCUUUUACUUUGGAAUUUCUCACUCUUUUUUUUUUUUUCCUCUUUCCACCUUAUCCCCUUUAUUCUAAGGCAGAGAGGGACUGGAGAUGAAGUGUAUUAAGGAGGAAAAACUAAAAAAAGAAAAAAAAUUUAACCCCAAACUCAAAUUCCCUGGAUUAAAGUAGGUUCCUUUAGACCCUGGGAUGAAACUCUCCAUCUAAAUUUUUCCAUCCCUUUGGUUCCUUUCAGGAAGGUUCUAAGGUGCCUAACAAUGAUCUUUGCUGGCUUUCAAUUUUAACAGGUGAAGAAACCUAUUCGCCAUACCAAAAAUCAAGAUCCAUUUGGUUUCCUAAAGUCACUACUCCCUAGUGUAACCUAAAACGUAAAGAAAGAGAAAACCCAGAAAGGUGAUACUAAACCCAAUCCAAAAAGAGUUUCGCUGUCACUUCUGAAAUCUCUCCAGCUUCACCAUAUCUGCUCUUCAUUCAGUUUGCCUUAUAUUUAAGGACUCAUCUCUUUCCUCAGAGCCUAGUUUAAAAACAAAACGAAAGCUCAUUUAUUAAGUAGAAAUAUGAGAUGUUUUCUCCACCCUUUACUGCUCUGCUUAGGGUACAUUUUUUCCACCAGAGUAAUUUAAUAUCUGACUAAUAUCUUAAACAGUUCAUUUUAAAGACAUUAAAAACCUAUCCCAGUAAAGAAAUGACAGUGAAAGUCCCCAAAGCGUUGCUGCUUGGAAAGUCACCUAAGAGUUUAGUGCUGAGGAAGUUGACGUUGAAUAUUUGGCCCUUUGGAAUGUGCUCCUGUCGACAGGCUGCCCCAUGUGUGGAGUUGGCAGAGGGAGUGGGACAGGCAUUGGAUGCUUCUCCAGCCACCCAGAAUGAAGUCCUUCAUUAGGAAUGGUGGGGAGUGGUGACAGGAGGAAGCUGAAACUGUGGCUGAUUUCAUGCUCCUCCGACUUGCCUCUUGUACCCUUAGCAAGAUCCAGAGAUGCUCUGGCAGGGGUGGGAGACAGCUGGAUAGAUUAGGAAGGGCCUUUUGUCCCUGCCAUUCUCUAAGAGACCUGAUUUGGGGUGACAGAUGCAAAGGGACAGGCAGGACUGCAGAUAGGAUCAGAAUGAUCUUAAUAUUCUGAAGCUUAUUCUUGGUUAACAAGCUUUCGGUUUAAUUGUUUGAAAUUUUUUUAGGUAGAACUAGGUGGGUUUUCAUCCUUUGGAUGUUUUGAGGAGAGCUUUCUCCCUACCAAUGAAACACUUAACUUUUUUUUUUUUUUUAAUUGAGCUUUAGGUGAAAGUUUACAGCUCAAGUUAAGGUCUCAUUCAAAAACUCAUACACAGUGUUUUGUGACAUUGGUUGCAAUCCCCACCAUCUGACAGUAUGCUCCCCUUUUCCAUCCUGGGUUCCCUGUGUCCAUUUGUCCAGUUCCUGUCCCUAUCUGCCUUUUUGUCCUGCUUUUGGACAGGAGCUGCUUAUUUGGUCUUGUAUAUUUGAUUGAACUAAGAAGCAUAUUCCUGAAGUGUGUUGUUUUUUGUUUUAUAGGCCUGCCAAAUCUUUGUCUGAAAAGUGGACUUCAAGAAUGGUUUCAGUUCUGGGUUAAGAGAGUCCAGAGGCCAUAAUUUUGGGGGUUCCUUUUUUUUUUUUUUUCCGUCUCUGUCAGACUAAUAAGUCUGGUCUUUUUAUGAAAACACUUAACUUUCAUUUUAAUUGUUGUUGUUAUUGGGUGCUGUCAAGUCGAUUCCGACUCAUAGUGACCGCAUGUGACAAAGUAGAACUACCCAAUAGGGUUUCUUUGGGUGUAAUCUUUACUAAAGCAGAUUGCCAGGUCUUUCUCUCAUGGGGCUACUGGGUAGAUUCAAACCUCCAACCUUCGGUUAGCACCAGAGCCAUUAACCAUUAAUACUGAAUGCUUUUGUCUCAUUUACUUUUCUUUAAAAAAAGAUUUAAUCAAGAAUGUCUACAAGAAAAUCAUAGGAAACAUCAAAAAAUCUCUCAAAAGCUGUUUUUGGGUGUGUGUGUGCUGUUAGAAACAACUACGUGAUUUUUUUUUUACUCAUUCUGAAAAAAAAAAAUUUGUGAGCAAGGAUGAUGUGGAAAACUUCAGCAUUAAAAAUAAUAUUCUAAGUAAUCCAAAAGGGAAAUUAAUUUUUACUUUGAAGGUGUUCACUAGCGCAAACACAAAAAUAAUGAGUAAACUGGCUCUCCUGAGAGAAUGCCAACUGUCGCCUGCUGCUUCCCCCUGGGCUCCAGGUGUAACAAGCCUCUCUUCCUACCCUAACUUCUGACUGUGUCAGGAGACUUUUAAGAAGGCUGUCUCUUCUAGCAAUUAGAAACAAUCCAGUGCCUUAUUAGACACCGACUUCUCCCACUGUUUAGUCACUUGUAAUUGGCUGGUUUCCAUAAUAAGUGAAACUGGCAUUGCACCUAAAAAAAGGUAAUACAAGCAACUUAAUGUACGAAGAAUGUUUAAGUUGAUGGUAGUGCGUUUUACAGCACAUGUGAUGGCGUCUCCAUUCACACCCAGACCCCAGACACAGAGACCAGUCCCCUUGGGGAGGGGUUUGUUGGAAAUUUCAGAUCUCACCCAGGGGCUAUGGAUUAUAUCAAUAAGUUAAUUUUUAAACUUUUUAUCAGAUUUGACAGUACUGUGAGAGAGUUAAAUAAUUUAAAUUUACCUUUUAUAGUGUUCCAUGUUAUUACAUGAAAGUUUGCUAGACAACCCAUUAAAUCUAGGAUGUUACUGAAAAAUUGGCAGUUGACUCCGGGAAUGCCAUUUUACAUACUUGGCUUGUUGAAAACACCUUUUGUGUCAGACUUCAACACUCCCUCCCCAAAUUGACUUAUGUUAGUGUCUUCUACAUUUCAGGGUGAUACAGGGCUCUGCCACUCCCCUCCACAGCUCAGCCCUCACCCACGGGAAUUUGGAAAAAGCUUCACCUGUUAGUGUUUGUCAAGAGUGGUAGCAGAUGUUGCUGUGAACAAUCUUAUCAAUACAGAUUUCUAAUUCACAGUUCCCCCAAAAGAAAAUGACUACGCAUAACUGUAUUCAAACUAGUGUCAUGUUUGACUAAAAUAAUACCUGGUUUUGAGAAGUGGACUCUACAUCUCUUGGGGGGAUGAGGGUGGAGAAUCAAAAGCUGAACAGAAAGGAAAGUCAAAAGAGGAAAAACAUGUAAGGACAUCAUCUCACCUUGAAUGUUAAGAUGGAAAAAAGGAUCAAGAAGUUACUGAAAUGCUGCUGAAAAAUUUCCUGAGGGGAAAAAAAUACUGAAAACUAAAAGGAAUGUAUCUAAAAAGAACUUUAACAAACGUACCUCUCCAUAGUCCACCAAAUAAAGAAGAUUAUGCAAUGAAGUUUAGGAUAUUAGGCCAAUUAUUUUAACUUUAAAAAUACAUUACCAAACAAAGCUAAUAAAAUAGAAAUUAUCUGAUAGGAUUUAAGAAAUUCGAAGGUUGCUUCUAGCAGCUGUCCACAGCUUUGUUGAGAUGCUAGUAUUUAUUUCAGGGGCUGUAUUGCUAAUUACUUCUCUCAGGCUCUCUAAGUUGUUAAUUUUGUGCUAUAUGUUAAUCACUGUGCAUUUUGACAGAUUUCCUAGAGGACUGUUGAUGAAUACUGCCCACAAGGGAUCUCACUUUUUCUCUUACAUUAGCAUAUUCAUUUAGUUUAUCAUUUUAACCUAUGAGUUAACUCAAUGAAGAGAUUAUGUAAAAGGCUACUAGAGACAUUGUAUAUACCUAAUCCAGGUCAUUAUCAUCUUUACCAGAAAACAUUUGCUUUGUGCAUAAACCAAAAAAAAAAAAAAAACCAA
Loxodonta africana (African savanna elephant) is the source of this 26081-nucleotide messenger RNA. It is a transcript of the gene UMAD1, whose product is annotated as UBAP1-MVB12-associated (UMA) domain containing 1. The record is from RefSeq and is a predicted model, not a curated record. Bases 190 to 609 code for a protein of 139 amino acids. The transcript has 5 exons. NCBI's taxonomy places the organism in Eukaryota, Metazoa, Chordata, Mammalia, Proboscidea, Elephantidae.